Molecule: messenger RNA, 2799 nt
Organism: Lineus longissimus
Lineage: Eukaryota; Metazoa; Nemertea; Pilidiophora; Heteronemertea; Lineidae
Exons: 9
Coding region: 751-2433 (560 amino acids)
Source: RefSeq, a predicted model, not a curated record
CGGUGCCGUAGUGUACCUGGAUCAGGACUGAUUUAUUGAUAUAAGGUCACUGGUUGUAACUCACAUAAGCCUGAUGCUUACCGAGUACUUGAAGUCGGACGGGGAAAGUUACCCAUGGCUGAAAUGAGGAUGCCGCUGGUAUUUUGGGACAAAUCGAAGGAAAUAUCAUUUAGUGUCUUUUUAGAAAUGUGUAUCGGUUUAAUCGACUUGAAGGCCUGACAAAAGGAGUUAUAUAUACUAUUCAAGACUGACAGAUGUGGCAGUAUACCAUUCACUGUUGUCGCAAAACGAGGAGGUCACACUUCGGAUGGGGUCAGCUCAUGACGUUCCGUGUUGUUGGACUUAACGGGUUCUCGGAAGGGGUGGCUCAAGGAAGGGAAACCUUCCCAUAGGCUCUACUGGUCGUUCUAGCUAUUUCACUUCUUUAUGAUAUAUCAUUAAAUUGUUAUUCACAUUGACAUAGAAGAAAACAAGGAAGUUUUCUUCACGAGUUCUCGGAAGGGGUUGUCAUAUCAAAGAGACAAGGAAGGGUUAAUUGCACUCUAUGCAAACCUUCUCAAAUCCUAUUUGGGCGUUCUCGCUAUUUCAUUAUUUUAUGAUAUCUUUGAAUAGUUGAUAGACAUUGACAAACAAGUAGAAAAACAAGGAAGUUUUCUUAACCGCACCCCCUGCUACGCAUGGCCAUUCAUGGUUACGUAGUCUUGGAUGAAGACGGCAUGACAUUUCUUCAAUAUUGCUCUUCGCACACACAUGAUGGAUACAUUUGUUAAUGUUAAGUGGGGUCUGGUGUGCCUUGUUGUGGCACUGGCAAGUACCACUGUCGACGGUGUCUGCAGGCCAAAAGUUUUUCCAACGGCAGGAGGAGAGAUGAACACCCUCCAGCGAAGCGUUGGCGAAAUAGUUGAACUUAACUGCGAUGUUAUCUCACGAAACGCAUCCGAUUCGUUAUACUGGACAAAAAAGGGCGAAGUCAUCGCGUUCAAUUUGGUAAUGGAAGAGAACCAAUCACAACAAGGAAAAUAUUCAGUGUCACUGACGGAUGAUAUUUAUAGGCUGCGGUUUAAAGUUGAUGCCAAUGAUGUAGGAGUGUUUACCUGUAGUUGUGGAUCUAGUAGUCUGAACCUGACGUUGUUUGCAGCGGUUCCCAUCAUCGACAUCAACAUCAUUGCAUCCUGUAGCAACAGGACCGCAGAUAAUUACAAGAGGGUUAUAAGUCGCCCAGCGUCGUCCAAUGAAAUUACGUGUCACGUACACGAUAUUGUUAAUAUUUCGGUGACGGUUGAUGGCGGAUGCACCUACCCCGGCCCAACAAGGAGAUUAAAGUGGCACUGGACUGAAGAAUGGCAGGCCAACCAUACUACGCCCAUCACCUCCAAUCCAAAGCCUUGCUUCUCCGAGGCUGGCAUAGACUACAGAUACUCCAAUGUCUCCUCGUUGUACAGAAUAGGACAGCAGUGUCGGUCGGCGGGCAAUUUUACUCUUUAUUUAGAUGAUACAGCAGCCGAUACAAAGCUCGUGACAGUAAACUGCAUUCAAUGCGAAUCAGAGCAGUUUCACCCUUCAGCCAUCGUGAUGAUAGUGGCAGGCGGAAUCAACCUAAUCAGUAUUAUUACCGUAAUCGCCGUGAUAGCCAGACUGGUUAGGAGGGGCAAGGAGAUGAGAAACACCAAAGGUCGAUGUGAACUAGUCGCAAUAACUAUGGUGGUGGUAAUUCAAAUCGUGGUCCUGAUAUUGCUGGUCACCAUUCCAACCCUACAGUCCUUUCAUUUUCUACCGCCUACGCCACGGAAAGGAUGCCUACCUGUCGGCGUGGAGUUCUGGAUCAUCGCGAUAGUCAUCGUCUUCGCGCUCAUCGGAGUGUUCAUCAUCGUUGGGGCUCUCGGCAGCCGGAAGAUUGCUCUGGGACUGCAGGAUCCACUCGGUCGCUAUCGUCACCACAGGCCACCACAGAGCCACCGACAACCACGACCCAGGGCAUUGUCAUCGUCAUCAACGGGAAGCGGGAUUCCAACUGUUGGCGGUAAUAUUGCGACGACUGAGUUAGGGAUGCGGGUGACCCAGUUGGGCAGAGGGCCCGGGGCUGGUCUCGCGGCUUUGGGGCAGAGAACAUCUGCAGGACAACUCACCCCCGACUUUGUCCACCUGAAUCCGGCUGGUUUUAUACCAGAGAGGGAGACUUGUGGCAUGGCCGAUGAAGAAAAUGACACAGCUGAUGAAGACCAGGGCGGCAUUCCUGCGCCGCCGCCCGAGAACCAUGACCCAAUGCCGGGCAAGACAUGCAUCGUGUGUAAUGAUCAGCCAGUACAAGUUUGCUUCUCGGCCUGCGGGCACACCAACACCUGUUACCAUUGUUCACUACAGUUGGCUCUGGAUCAACCAUUCUGCCCUGUUUGCCGGAAGCGCGUCAGGAGGUUUUCGGUCGUUUACACGUGAUAUGAUUGUGACUUUGUCCGAGAGCUGCCCAUUCGUAUUAUUGUGACUGGUAAUAAGUUGUCCUCAUGUCAUAUGAUUGUGACUAUGUCCGAGCUGUCCACUCGUAUUAUUGUGACUAGCAAUAAGUUGUCUUCGUGUCAUAUGAUUGUGACUAUGUCCGAGCUGUCCAUUCGUAUAAUUGUUGUUAAUAUCAACUUGUCUUCACGUCAUGUGAUUGUGACUUUGUCCGAGCUGUCCUCCCGUAUGAGUGUCAAGCCAACGAAGGCAAGGAAAAGACAAUAUUUGUAAAUACUAAUGUUGUACAGAAUAUAUAUAAAACUCAAUUAUUGAGUGAAAUAUAACAAAUAAAAAUAGCUGAUAGUCUAU